Messenger RNA from Zychaea mexicana, 669 nucleotides. RefSeq lists its product as uncharacterized. NCBI's taxonomy places the organism in Eukaryota, Fungi, Mucoromycota, Mucoromycetes, Mucorales, Lichtheimiaceae. The annotation marks the transcript as partial. Gene Ontology annotation, cellular component: cytoplasm. The record is from RefSeq and is a predicted model, not a curated record. Gene Ontology annotation, biological process: activation of GTPase activity; regulation of small GTPase mediated signal transduction. Gene Ontology annotation, molecular function: GTPase activator activity. The transcript is spliced from 4 exons.
AGGCACGCUAUAGCUGCGGCAUGCCCAGAACUUGAAUUGCAAUCUUUUAAAGAGCUUUCGGCUGAAGCAAGUAUUCUGGCAGGUCUGGAAAAAGAGCUUUUACGUUUUGAUGAAUUGGUCGUUCCAAAACAUUAUAAGUUUGGUGUUUUAAAUGUCAAGGAGGACCAAACAAACGAGGAAGAAUGGCUCAGCAACAAGGAUAUGUCGCCUGGAUUUGAGCGACUUUUGGAUUUAAUCGGUAAACGUAUCGAGCUCAAGGGACACACGGGUUAUGCAGCUGGAUUGGACACGAAAUCCGGCGAAACAGGCGAGUUCUCUUACGUGUCUCGUUGGCACAACCAUGAGAUCAUGCUACACGUUGCAGCACUCAUGCCAUGGCGAGAACAUGAUAGACAACAAGUUCACCGUAAACGACAUAUCGGCAAUGAUAUUGUGUGUCUUGUUUUUGUUGAAGGCAACGGCAAGUUUGAUGUAAAUGCUAUCCGAUCUCAGUUCCUACACGUCUUUGUCGUUGUUCGUCUCGUCCAUGAUGCUGAAGGAAGCGAGCAGUGGCACGUCGAAGUUAUCCGUCAUGCCAACGUUGAUGGCUUUGGUCCUGUUAUUCCAAAAGCUGCUCAACUUACCAGUGACCAGCUCCGCGACUUUGUUCUGUUGAAAAGUAAGCUAUAG